Molecule: messenger RNA, 5193 nt
Organism: Salmo salar (Atlantic salmon)
Lineage: Eukaryota; Metazoa; Chordata; Actinopteri; Salmoniformes; Salmonidae
Source: RefSeq, a predicted model, not a curated record
GAGCUCAACUACGAUAUCCACAAUCCCUUUCGCAUCAUACGCGGCAGGUUUUUCUCGGAUCAGAGUACGCUACAAUUCAAAACGAGACGUCUCUGUUUAUGUUCAACAUUACUCCAACAUAUUACUCUGCCGUCGGCACGGAGAGCGAAGUAUUUAAAAAAAAACAUGUAGUUUGGGGAAUGUAACUUUGUACAGGAAGAAAGCCAACACGAAAACGUCGUAUGAUUGGCCAUUCUGACUCUUUUUUGUAUGAAACGUUGAGAGAUUUGUUGACAAAUUGCCUUUGUUAGCUAGUAAACAAGCUAGCUCAAGGAAGUUGGGCUGAAGCGGCUGGUGGUGGAUUGUUGUCAGCCGCUCACUGAGCGGUGUGUCUCGGAGGACAGACUCGACGGGAACCACCUCAUCGACUCCGCUGGUUGCGGCGGCAACAGGCACAUGCAGGAUGAGGAGGCGGAGCUGAGGCUCAGCUGACCCCGCCCCUUUAGUGUGACCUCACCCAUCCAGCCUGCCGGGCCCAUGUUCUCUCCAGAGCAGGAAAAUAUCUCCCCCUCCUCCACCUCUUCCUCCAAAGUGCCAGUGAAAUAUGGAGAGCUCAUGGUGCUGGGGUACAAUGGCUCUCUACCCAACGGUGAUCGAGGCAGGAGGAAAAGCCGUUUCAGUCUGUCUAGGAGGCCCAAGGCUAAUGGUGUCAGACCCAGCACAGUGCACGCUGCCUGCACCGCACAGGCAGCUAAGGCCAUCAGCAACAAGGACCAACACAGCAUCUCCUACACGUUAUCCAGAGGUCAGACGGUGGUGGUGGAGUAUACUCAUGAUAACAACACAGACAUGUUCCAGAUUGGUCGCUCCACAGAGAGCCCUAUAGACUUUGUGGUAACCGACACGGUGGCAGGGAGCCAGAGUAACUCAGACACCCAGUCAGUCCAGAGCACCAUCUCUCGCUUCGCCUGCCGUGUCAUGUGUCAGAGGACGCCCCCCUACACCACACGCAUCUACGCUGCCGGCUUCGACAGCUCCAAGAACAUCUUCCUAGGGGAGAAGGCAGCUAAAUGGAAGACGUGUGACGGUCAGAUGGACGGGCUGACCACCAACGGCGUGCUGGUGAUGCACCCUCGCCACGGCUUCACAGAGGACUCCAAACCGGGCGUCUGGAGAGAGAUCUCCGUCUGCGGAAACGUCUUUACCCUCCGAGAGACCCGCUCCGCUCAGCAGCGGGGCAAGAUGGUGGAGGCAGAGAGCCAGGAGCUGGUGGAUGGCUCUCUGAUAGACCUGUGUGGUGCCACGCUCCUGUGGCGCACGGCCGAGGGCCUGAGCCGCACCCCCACCGUCAAACACCUGGAGGCGCUACGUCAGGAAAUCAACGCAGCCAGGCCCCAGUGUCCCGUCGGCUUCAACACCCUGGCCUUCCCCUCCAUGAGACGCAAGGACACCCCAGAUGAGAAGCAGCCGUGGGUCUAUCUCCAGUGUGGCCACGUCCAUGGUUACCACAACUGGGGGAGCCACCGGGACAGAGACAGGCUGGACCGGGACCAGGAGGAGAGGGAGCAGGGCCGGAGCAGGGAGUGUCCUAUGUGUCGAGCCAGUGGACCGUACGUUCCCCUCUGGUUGGGCUGCGAGGCAAGCUUCUAUCUGGACACGGCUCCGCCCACCCACGCCUUCUCACCGUGUGGUCACGUGUGUUCUGAGAAGACGGCUGUGUUCUGGAGUCAGAUCCCGCUGCCGCACGGAACACACACCUUCCACGCCGCCUGUCCCUUCUGCGCCCAGCAACUGAGCGGCGAGCAGGGAUACGUUAGACUCAUCUUCCAGGGCCCACUCGACUAGGGGGACUAUUUGUCCUUGGUCGGAACUACUUUCUUUUUGGUCGCAAAGGAACGACGCUUAUAACAAAAAGCAUAUAACUUCCAACUCCCUGGGAUUUUGGGGCGGGGGGAUUUCCUGGACUAUUCUCUCCGUUUCUGUUUGUCUCUCUGUGUUUUUAAGUGACCUUUUCUAUUUUUUAUUUUUAUUCGGAAUGAAAACAAAGAUUUCUAUAUUUUCAUGUGAAACAGAAAAAUAUCCAAAACACUACUGGGGGAUAUAAUUGAGUUUUCUGAAAGAACUGUAGACUGUAUUUAUCUAUUGUACUAACAUAUGACCACAUAUGGGUUUAUUCUCCUUUAUUGUUGCAAUAUCCAUCCGUAUCCAUGUUUAAGACUUAAAGUCCUUUAUUUCUGCCCAGACUUCAUAAUAACUCAACUCCAAAAUGAAGACAAGCUACAUUAGUUAUUCUCCUUUACUCUUCUUGGUCAAUAUGCUUCACUUCAAUACGAUUUAACAUUUUUAUUGUGCUAUUAGACUAUUAUAAUAAUAGCAGAUUUCAAGUUCAAGGGUCGUAUUCACUAGAAGCAAACAGGAAGGAACCUACCUCAAUUGGUCUAAUGAGAAACGUUUGUUUUCCGUUGCGAAACGUUUUGCUACGGUAUGCAGUAAUGAGUACGACCAAGGUGUGUUUUGGGGAUUCAGUUUUGUGUAUAGCGGUGUGUGUGUGUCCCCCCCCCACAUCAUGUAUCUAUUGAGUAUCCAUGACAACGUCCUGUCAUAUUGAAACCUCUGUGUUGUCUGUCUGAUGGGGAGUUCUGGCUGUGUGUAAGGGGUGAAGUUUCCCCGAAGUACAGAUCUAGGAUCCGCUUCCUCUCCCCCAAUCCUAACCUGAACCAUUAGGGGGAAAAUGUGAAACUGACUCAAGAUCAGCAUCUAGGGGCAACUCCACCUUACACCGUGUUAUAACUGUUAAUUUUUUCCCACAAGGCAUUGCCAUGACCUUUCACAUUUGAAGCAAUAGAUUUGGACGCAGACUUCCUACUUUUCGAGCAACUUGGGAUUUGUAGUCCCUUGAUUGGUUAGAUAGAUUGACAGCUAUGUGAUCGCUGUCUGUAGUUAUGAAUGAGUGUUGAACACACACACACACACACACACACUGUUGCCUGUGUAAAGACAGACCGGUCAUGUUGAAUGUCAUUCUGUUAAGUAUCUAGUCGUCAUGAUAAUUCUGAAUGGAACAGUAUUUAUAGGGACAAAAUACCUCAGUGUAAAAAGUAGUCCUGAACUUCAACCUUCAGAAUUCAGUGGGGGGAGGGGGCAUUACUUAGUAUAAAUUGUUUAUGGAUGGUAUUUGAUCAUGUUUUUACUCUGAGUGUGUAUUUUGUGUACAGUAUUUUGUGGGUUGGUUCUUAUAUCCUUUUUGGGACCUAAAAUCCCGACAGUCCCCACAAGGCUAGUAAAACAAGGGAAAUUCUCCCUCAUGGGGACAUUUACCACGUCCUCGUGAAUACAAAGGCAAUUUUAAGCUCAGCUGUUAAGUUUAGGGUUAAGUUUAGGGAAAAUAGGAUUUUGAAUGGAAAUGAAUUUUAGGUCCCCACGUGGGUAGAAGAACAUAGUGUGUGUUAGUGUCAGUAUGUGUUGUAUUGUGUACAGAUGGUAUCUCCACUCUCUCUGAAUCUGACUGAUACUCACCUCAGGGAGAACACACACACACACACACACCUAUCUGGCCCAUAGAUAUAUACACACACACACACACACACCUGUCUGGCCCAUAGAUACACACACACACACACACACACACACACACACACACACACACACACACACACACACACACACACGCCUGUCUGGCCCAUAGAUAUAUACAUACACACACACACACACACACACACACCUGUCUGGCCCAUAGAUACACACACGCCUGUCUGGCCCAUAGAUACACACACACACACACACACACACACACACACACACACACCCUGUCUGGCCCAUAGACACACACACACCUGUCUGGCCCAUAGAUACACACACGCCUGUCUGGCCCAUAGAUACAGACACACACACACACACACACACACACACCUGUCUGGCCCAUAGAUACACACACCCCUGUCUGGCCCAUAGACAUCCAAACAGACACUCUCCAUGCAACAGACUUCAGAGGAUACCUCAUCAGUAGUUAAAGGUGUCUGUCUUGUCUUCUACAGCCCACUGUCCACAGCCUCAUGUUUAUACUCUACGUUAGUACGCAACACAAGCUGAGCCAAAUGGCUGUUAGGGUUAUUGUGUAGUAAAAAUAUACAAACGUGUUCAGCCCUGCAAUUUCAUAAUUACGCUGCAUCACCAUGUUGUGUAGGUUGUUGCGUAGGGUGUAUAAUACUCUUAACAUCUUGUCUGUCAGCUGUUCUAUGGACUUGUCAAAGGCACUGUGUUCCUCUUUAUUGGGGAACGUGUGCAAGUAAGGGCUUUACUCUCUGGUCGUCCCUAAUGGUACUCUGUUCCCUUCAUAGGGCUCUGGUCAAUAGUAGUGCACUGUAUAGUACAGCCAGGACGUUAAACCGAUCAUUAUCCACACCGGCAGUACCGAUCACUUAUUGUAUUAAACCGAUCAUUAUCCACACCGGCAGUACCGAUCACUUACCGUAUUAAACCCAUCAUUAUCCACACCGGCAGUACCGAUCACUUACCGUAUUAAACCCAUCAUUAUCCACACCGGCAGUACCGAUCACUUACCGUAUUAAACCCAUCAUUAUCCACACCGGCAGUACCGAUCACUUAUCGUAUUAAACCCAUCAUUAUCCACACCGGCAGUACCGAUCACUUAUCGUAUUAAACCCAUCAUUAUCGACACCGGCAGUACCGAUCACUUAUCGUAUUAAACCCAUCAUUAUCGACACCGGCAGUACCGAUCACUUAUCGUAUUAAACCCAUCAUUAUCCACACCGGCAGUACCGAUCACUUAUCGUAUUAAACCCAUCAUUAUCGACACCGGCAGUACCGAUCAGUAGUAGUAGUUUAAAGGAGAAUAAUACAAACUGUGGUGCAGAUUGUUCUAUUUAUCGGUAUCGCAUCAAUUCAGGCAAUUUAUCACCAUAUGGAUGUUGGUCCAUAUCACCCAGCUCUACUAUAUAGGGAAUAGGUUGCCAUUUUGGACUUAGCCAAUGUCUGUCUCUGUAUACUGUCUGCAUGGUGUCUCUGUUUCUCUACCCCUCUCUCUAGCUCUGGUCCUGGGCGUUAGUGAAGGAAGGCUGAGCAGUAGCACCCUGGGCCAGAGCUAGAGUAUCUCUUCUGUCUGGAGGAUUUCUGAUGCUUUAAGGAAAAAGCUGAGAAUGUUUUCUGAUUUAACAGUUUUUGUACCAACUUUAAACAAUAAAGUUUAAAACAUGA